Molecule: messenger RNA, 1009 nt
Organism: Mollisia scopiformis
Lineage: Eukaryota; Fungi; Ascomycota; Leotiomycetes; Helotiales; Mollisiaceae
Exons: 3
Coding region: 32-763 (243 amino acids)
Cellular component (GO): cytoplasm; nucleus
Source: RefSeq, a predicted model, not a curated record
CGCUGCUCAAGAUCAGCUAAGCAAAGACAACAUGAGUAAACUACGCAUACUUUGCCUUCACGGCUUCACAUCCAAUGGCAAUGUCCACAAACACCAGGUUCGCAAUAUCACAAGUCAGUUCUCAUCCGAGUUUGAGUUCAUCUUUCCAGAUGGCCCUUAUAAGGUCGAUCUAGCAGAUGGAAGUCCUUCCGAAUUGGCAAAAAUUAGGCUCUGGAUAGACUUCGUCGCUGCAAAUUCAACAUCUGGACAUCGCGCUUGGUGGUUCGCUAAAGACCCCAACCCUGCCACGAAUGACCUGGGUGGAUUCCAAGGUCUCGAGAAGAGCCUUGAAUACAUCGGCAGGCUCAUUGAGAAGUCCGGUCCAGUGCAUGCUAUCUGGGGCUUCAGUCAAGGGGCCUGUUUCGCUGGAUUUCUGACUUCGCUGCUUCAUGAGAAACAACGGGGCCACCACCUGAGGCAGCAUCUCCCGCAGCAACAGGGACUUCCCAGAGUCGGAGUCUACUUCUCUGGCUUCAAAGCGAGGUUUGCGCAGUAUGACAGCGUUUAUGAACAUGGCAUUGAAGUUCCGACGUUGCAUAUUAUGGGCGAGCAAGAUCAUGUUGUCAGGAUUGAGAGAAGCGAGACGUUGAAGAGUGUUUGUCGUGAUCCCAGGACAUUGAAACAUGGAGGCGGACAUAACAUACCAGAAUCAGAAGAGGAUAUGGCAAUAGUAGCCAAUUUCCUUCGCGAGGCUUUGGAAUCAAAAAGCAGAGAGUCAUUAUAGACAGGCUAUUGGGGGUACUUUGCUGCCUUAAGCGAGAGGAAAUGGGGGUCACCAUUCACCUUUGCUUCUGGAUGCAUCAACUCUCAUGCCAAGAGACACAUGCUCCUGAUGCGAAGUUUUCAAGGGAAUGUCCUAGGUCCGUCAUUACCGAUACUGUAGCAGCAAGUACUGUUAUAGUCUAGCUAUAUUCUUACUAUAUAUGUUUUAAGAUAUGAUAGACAUUAGAUGUCGAAAUCACUGUGUUGC